AGUAUCGAAAAAAAAACCAACGAUCAAUCGAUUUUUAAUCGAUUGGAGAUCGAGGUCGAGCGUAUGACGAUCUGAUGCGCAGGUGCGCGGGCGCGGGUGCAGUGUGCACUUUCGAAGAACGAGUACAUACACCGCACCGACCGGACAUCGUGGCUGCCUUGACACUUAUUUUGAACGCGCGACUUCAUGCAUGUAAUUGCGCGGUAAUUGGUAUGCAUCAGGCACUCGUGUAUCCUGAUGGUUAAUUCUUCUCGAUAGGUAGAUAAGAUGAAGAGCGAUAAUUCAAACUCGAUAUUACGGACGAAAAGACGGAUCAGUGCCCGAUCAAACAUCGCGAGAACAAGCUGGACUGAGGAGAAUCGGUGACAAUGGACGUAUUUAAGAGAAAGAAUUCCGAAAAUGAAAUUCGAGAUCACCCGGAUAAUCAGAGCAAUGCCGAGGCGCAAGAAGAGAAACCGAAGUAUCCCAAAGCGGUGUUCUUCAUUAUCAGCAAUGAAUUUUGCGAGAGAUUUUGUUAUUAUGGAAUGCGCACCGUCCUGUCUUUGUACUUAUUUAACAUGUUGGAAUAUAGUCAAGACACAUCUACAAUAAUCUAUCAUGUCUUCUCCUGUUUGGUCUAUUUCUUUCCGAUAUUUGGUGCGAUACUAUCCGAUUCGUGGCUCGGAAAGUUCAACACUAUAUUUUAUUUGAGUAUUGUUUACGCGCUUGGACAAGUGAUUCUAUCUCUGAGUGCGGCAGGGAGUGCAGCAUUACCCAGUGCACCCUCAAAGGAAUUUUCUAUGGUAGGUUUAUUCCUAAUAGCACUUGGUACAGGCGGAAUAAAACCUUGCGUAUCGGCCUUCGGUGGCGAUCAGUUCAUCCUACCUCAGCAAGAACGACAAUUAGCAACGUUCUUUUCUCUCUUCUACUUCUCUAUUAAUACAGGUUCCCUAAUUUCAACUUUGCUGACUCCGGUGAUUCGUGAAACACAAUGCUGGAAAAAAGAUUGUUACUUCAUAGCAUUUUUAGUACCAGCCAUUUUAAUGAUUCUAUCGAUUGUGAUAUUUGUUUUGGGAAAAAGACUGUACAAAAUAGUGAGUCCCACGGGAAAUCUCAUCGUUAAAGUUUCCAAGUGCAUUUGCCAUGCGAUUUACAAUAAAAUCAAAGGCAAAGGAGAGAAACGUGAUCAUUGGCUCGAUCAUGCCAAUGAUACUUAUGACAGCAAACUGAUCGAAGAUAUAAAAAUUGCACUGCGGGUCCUGAAAUUAUUUGUACCACUGCCAAUAUUCUGGGCGCUGUAUGAUCAGCAAGGCUCUCAAUGGACAUUCCAAGCAACACGAAUGGAUGGGCAAAUAGGUAGUUUUGUGCUGCUACCCGAUCAAUUGCAAGCCGUCAAUCCAUUGUUGAUCAUUAUUUUUAUACCAAUCUUUGAGACUUGUAUCUAUCCAAUUUUCGCCAAAAUACAUUUCAUCGAUACGCCCUUGAAGAAGCUCGUUGUUGGCGGAUUUUUGGCCAGCGUUGCUUUUGUUGCAGCCGGUAUUGUUGAAUUAGAAAUCGAGAAAACAUAUCCAAAAUUACCGACAGAUGGAUUCGCUCAAAUACGAAUUUUUAAUACAAUGGAUUGUAGCGUGAGCAUAAAUAUGAUAAACCAAGAUCCCAGCUCAGUACCCCCGCUAAAUAUGGUAGAAUUUUUAGAAGUAAAAGCAAAUGGGAAAAUUACAAUACCCUAUACAGCAAAUUUUACAGACUGCAUUAAUAAGGGCUAUGAAAAAUUGCGAGACCCAAAAGAAUUCGAAAUUACGGGCGAGGAGAAAACUGCAACAUCUUUGGUUUUAACGCCAUUAGGAUUAGAACAUAAAUAUACGGACACGGUAAACAAGCACGAUAAGGGCAAUCCGAUGGUUCGUGGUCUUAUAUAUCUUGCGUCCGAUUUAAAUAACGCUAAAUUGGAAUUGCGUAAGGAUAAGACAGUAGUAAUGUCAAUUCCGAUCAUCAGUUCAAAUUUUUCACAAUCAGAGUUAGAAAAACUCGAAACUCCAAGCGAAUAUGACAUCUACCUAGAUGAAAAACUACUACAAAAAAACGUGCCUUUUAAAUCCGGUGGAGUGUACACCAUAGUGGGUUCUCUUAUGCACGAAAACGAUCAGCCAAAAAGCAAUACAGUUGCGGUUACGCCACCUAAUUCACUGCACAUGGCCUGGAUGUUGCCGCAGUAUGUCAUCAUCACGAUGGCCGAGGUAAUGUUCUCCGUGACGGGUUUGCAGUUCGCCUUCACUCAGGCACCAGUGAGCAUGAAGUCCUUGCUCACAGCAGGUUGGCUGCUGAGCGUGGCUUUCGGCAAUCUUAUUGUAGUGAUCAUAAAGGGUGCGCGUCCCUUCGAGCGGCAAGUAUUCGAGAUUUUUUUAUAUGCUGGUUUGAUGGCGGUAGUUAUAGCGUUAUUCGCCGUGAUGACCAUAUUCUACAAAUACGUAGAAAUAUCAGAAGAAGAAGAUACUAAUGAAGUCAUAUCCAUGGAAGGAAAGGUUGGAAAUAUCAAUUCAGCCUAUAAAGAAGAUGAAAAAUGACAGUAAAAGACGACUGAGUGAGAAAUAAAUAAUUUCCACGUAUUCCCUUAUUCGAAGAGAAAGGGAACACGUUCUGUAUCUUAUUAGAAGAUAUCUUGUAAGUGAUGUGAUUGCUCGUACAUCGAAAGUUCAUUCGUUUCUAUUGAGCAUCUAUUAGCCUCGAAAAGUACGAUCAACAACAGGAAUCUUCUUUUUCCCAACACAUAAUCUCACUUUUUUGUGAAAAAAAAUCAUGACAGACUGAAGAUGCAAAUUCUAUAAUAGCAAAUAAUGCAUUUUAAUUAGAAAGGAAAAAAGAGUGAAUGUCUAGAGAAGUCUAGAGUAACGACAUAUUUUAUACUACAGGGUAAAAGUUAAAAUUUCAGAAAUUAUAAAUAAGAAACGUUAAUAGACAUUAUAUUUUUACAAGAGAUUAUAGCCAAUAAAUUGUUAUUAAAAUUGUACUAUGAAUGAUGAAUUCAAACCGGUGAGGUAAAAAUUAUACAACUAGGAAUUUUUAUAAAAUGAAAUUAAAAAAUUAAUUAUAUGA
Molecule: messenger RNA, 3072 nt
Organism: Monomorium pharaonis (pharaoh ant)
Lineage: Eukaryota; Metazoa; Arthropoda; Insecta; Hymenoptera; Formicidae
Product: peptide transporter family 1
Exons: 11
Coding region: 369-2543 (724 amino acids)
Biological process (GO): transmembrane transport; oligopeptide transport
Cellular component (GO): membrane
Molecular function (GO): dipeptide transmembrane transporter activity
Source: RefSeq, a predicted model, not a curated record